UUUAACCAUAAAGAAGAAAAGAAACACUUCUGUCUGAAAAUUAUCAGAGAAGAAAGGAAAAAUAAUGGGAGGAGGAAACAAAUUUCAAGAACCGGUGAAGAUUAGCCGUAGGAGACAAGUAAGGAAAGAGAAGGAAGAAGAUGAAGUCAAUGAAAGCUUCAAAUCGCCAAAUCUUGAAGCUGAGAGACGUAGAAGAGAGAAGCUACAUGGUCGGCUUAUGGCUCUGCGAUCUCAUGUUCCAAUUGUCACAAACAUGACUAAAGCGAGUAUUGUUGAAGAUGCGAUUACUUACAUAGGAGAGCUUCAAAAGAUUGUUCAGAAUCUUACAGAGAAGCUUCAUGAAAUGGAAGAAACUCCUCUUGAGAUUUAUGAACAACAAACGGUUCAUACUAUAAAACCUGAAGUUGAAGCUAUUGAUUUGAAAGUGGAGAUGAAGAAAAUGGGAAUCGAGGUUUUUUUAUUUAUCAGUCGGUUCUUGAUUCUUUUUUUAUCUUUCUUGAUGAUUUUUGUUAUUUUUGGACAGGAGAAUGUGCAGUUUUGUAAGAUUGGGAAGAGGAAGUUUUGGUUAAAGAUCACAACAGAGAAGAGACCUGGGAUCUUUACUAAAUUCAUGGAGGUUAUGUGCCUGUUGGGAUUUGAGAUCAUUGACAUUACUCUAGCUACUUCAAAUGGAGCAAUUAUUAUUUGUUCCUCUGUUCAGAUACUUCAGGGACUAUGUGAUGGUGACUCUGUUGAUCCUGAACAGACAAAGGACUUUCUGUUGGAAGUCAUGAGAAGCAAUCCAUGAGUGAUACAUCUUGGAAAUUUUCGAGCUAAUAAUGAUUUCCCUUGAUUUACAAUUUUUAAUCCUAGUUUAAUGUGAAAUGAUUCAGAUGAAACAGAGCUUCAUCGUAUCUCAUUUGUUUUUCUGCAAAAUGUUGUUAAUUAGCCUCUGUUUCUGCCUUAGUCCACUGUUGAUUGAAUCUUCUAGUUAGUCCAGAGGCUUCUCUUUUCAUUUUCAUGUGAUGCUGUGACCUGUGAUAAACAUAGAUUGUUGCAGUUUCUUAGAAAUUUGUUGUGAUCUAUAAGAAUGUGAUUAAUCAUUUGGAAUCUAAUACGGAACUUAUGUAAGAGGGUAUGAAUUCUGAAGGAGAAUGAAUGACUUGUGAACAAAUUUCUCAAAACAGGAGGUGUAUCUCAACGUAAAAACAUAAAAAAUUAAUGAAAACUGAUGAAAGAGGAGAGAGUUAAUUUCUCAUUUAGUAUGUAAGAUAUCCUAAAGAACCUUAAGUACAUAUUUGUCAUAUGAUAAUUGGUUAUAUUAUUCUAAGAAACUUAAAAGGUAAAUAUAUAAUUAUAAUACUAAUUUUAUUUUAUUUUCUUUGGAACGCCAAUAAUUAUAAUACUAAUUAUUUUUUUCUUAUAGAAACUAUCAGACUUUUUACCAUUAAUCGUGGGUUCGACCCAAAAAUGGGCCAAGUUCUACAACAGGGCUUUAUUAUAAAUGUGCCAAAUUCGAGUUGGCCCACUUUUUAAAUUUUUCGUGCAAAUUAAGGAAAAUGAUUAAAUGCAUUUAAAUAUUUAUUAAUUACAAUUAUUCAACCAAUAUUAUUAAAAAUGAAUAAAAUUAUUUAUAUAAUCAAUGUAUUUAUAAUUAAUAUUUUCUUUGUUUCAUAUUAAAUGUCAUUUUAGUUUUCUUUUACAUUCAUUAUAAGUGUCGUUUUAUAUUUUUAAGGUAAAUAUUAAAUAUUUUUUUCAAAUUUUUAUCUUUAUUUUUUAACUCAUUAAUUAACAAAAUCAAAUAAAAGAAUGCAUUAAAUAAGAAUAAAACUGAAAAUUUAAUCAUUUUCUUAAUUCGUAUGUAAAAAUUGUAAAUGACAUUUAUAAUGACACAAAUAGAAUAUUAAGUUAAAAUUGAAUUGAAUUCUAAAAUAACAUUUUUAUGUAAAGUAAAAUGUUAAAAUAAUAUUUU
Brassica rapa (field mustard) is the source of this 1951-nucleotide messenger RNA. Its product is annotated as transcription factor DYT1. Gene Ontology annotation, biological process: regulation of DNA-templated transcription. NCBI's taxonomy places the organism in Eukaryota, Viridiplantae, Streptophyta, Magnoliopsida, Brassicales, Brassicaceae. The record is from RefSeq and is a predicted model, not a curated record. Gene Ontology annotation, molecular function: sequence-specific DNA binding; DNA-binding transcription factor activity; protein dimerization activity. Gene Ontology annotation, cellular component: nucleus.